UGCUGUAUCUUUAAUUUUCUUUUCUGAAGGAAGAAAGUCUGCAUAGCAAUGACAGGAGCACUUGUUCAUGCCUUUAAUGUGUGAUCUGUUUUCUCCAGUGGAGGGCACUCAGUGUAUCACAAACUAGAACAUUAGCACCAACAAGCUCCAAAGCAUCAUCACUCUCUGGAAAGCCUUCUGAAUUAGACAGGAGCUGCCUCUCAGCACAGCUACAAAACACUUUAAACCUGACCAGCUAAAUGGAUAAAGCUAUCCUGCACAGCCUUUAACUGGGGGGUUACACGGCACGGGAGGCCUGCCUGCUUCGGGAGCUGGGAGCUGGAGAUGGAUUGCUGUGUCUGGGAAUGGCAAAAGGCAGCAGAAUGAGAGAUGCUAGGGAACUUUGUGUGGGGCUCUGGCAUGCACGCUGGAUGGCGGUGAUGCGAGCGGCAGCCGCGCUGUGACAUGAAGAUUCUGAUGGUUUAAGGAAAAGAGAGCAGUUUUAAAAAGAAGAGCGAGGCAAAGGGGGAAAAAAGGCAAAAAGGGGAAGAGAGAGCGAAGAAAACAGCUGGCGAGAGGAAGAGGAGGACGUUUGUUGGUGACAAAAGGAUGGGUUUCCACUUAAUUAAGCAGCUGAGGGGCAUGAGUGUGGUGUUAGUGCUACUUCCUGUGGUGCUGUUUGUUGUGCUUGCGGGGGCUCAGCGAGCUUGCCCCAAGAACUGCAGAUGCGAUGGCAAGAUUGUGUACUGCGAAUCUCACGCGUUCAGAGACAUCCCUCAGAAUAUUUCUGGAGGGUCUCAAGGCUUAUCAUUGCGGUACAACAGCAUUCAGAAGCUUAAAUCGAAUCAGUUUGCGGGCCUCAAUCAGCUCAUAUGGCUUUAUCUUGACCAUAAUUACAUCAACUCCGUGGAUGAGGAUGCGUUUCAGGGGAUCCGCAGGCUGAAGGAAUUAAUUCUGAGCUCCAACAAAAUUACCCAUCUGCACAACAAAACGUUUCACCCGGUCCCCAACCUCCGCAACCUGGACCUCUCGUAUAACAAGUUGCAGGUGCUGCAGUCUGAGCAGUUUAAAGGCCUUCGUAAGCUCUUGAUCUUGCAUUUGCGGUCUAACUCGCUGAAAUCUGUCCCGAUCCGAGUUUUCCAAGACUGCCGCAACCUCGAUUUUCUGGAUUUGGGCUACAACCGCCUGCGGAGCUUAUCCCGAAAUGCUUUCGCUGGCCUUUUGAAGUUGACAGAGCUCCAUUUGGAGCACAACCAGUUUUCUAAGAUCAAUUUUGCCCACUUCCCACGCCUCUUCAACCUUCGCUCGAUUUACUUGCAGUGGAAUAGGAUCCGGUCUAUCAGCCAAGGGUUAACGUGGACUUGGAGUUCCUUGCACAACUUGGAUUUAUCAGGAAAUGACAUUACAGGGAUAGAGCCUGGGACGUUCCAGUGCCUCCCCAACCUGCAAAAGCUGAACCUGGAUUCCAACAAACUCACCAACAUCUCUCAGGAGACCAUCAAUACGUGGAUCUCGCUCAUCUCCAUCACUUUAUCCGGAAAUAUGUGGGAAUGUACUCGAAGCAUUUGCCCUCUGUUUACUUGGCUUAAGAAUUUCAAGGGAAAUAAAGAAAGCACUAUGAUAUGUGCAGGCCCUAAACAAAUCCAGGGUGAAAAAGUGAGCGAUGCUGUGGAGACAUACAAUAUCUGUGCCGAAAUCCAGGUGGUGGUUACUGAAAGAUCGUAUCAGGCUCCCAAAACCCCCCAGAGACCUGUCUUUAUUCCUAAGCCUACCGUUUCCAAACUUGAAAGCAAUCAGCCAACGUCUGUUGUGCCAAGCCCUUCCACUGACCUCCCAACACCUGCAGUGGAACCCGAAUACGAGCACGUUUCCUUUCACAAAAUCAUUGCUGGGAGCGUGGCCCUCUUUCUUUCCGUGGCCAUGAUUUUGUUGGUUAUCUACGUGUCGUGGAAGCGCUAUCCAGCCAGCAUGAAGCAGCUCCAGCAGCAUUCGCUCAUGAAGAGGCGCAGGAAAAAGGCCAGGGAGUCUGAAAGGCAAAUGAACUCCCCUUUACAGGAGUAUUACGUGGACUACAAGCCAACAAACUCUGAGACCAUGGAUGUAUCUGUUAAUGGAUCUGGGCCCUGCACGUAUACCAUCUCUGGCUCCAGGGAAUGUGAGGUAUGAACCAUGAUCCUCCUAAAACCAUUUCAGCUGCUGGGAAGGAGAGGUAAAUGUUUGAAGCUCUUGAGGUGUCUCUAAAU
Phasianus colchicus (ring-necked pheasant) is the source of this 2222-nucleotide messenger RNA. It is a transcript of the gene LRRTM4, whose product is annotated as leucine rich repeat transmembrane neuronal 4. Gene Ontology annotation, molecular function: protein binding. Lineage: Eukaryota; Metazoa; Chordata; Aves; Galliformes; Phasianidae. The record is from RefSeq and is a predicted model, not a curated record.